AUGGCUGACCAGGAAGGUGCACGCGAUGGCUAUGACCCGGAGGGGCCUGGCGGCGCGGACAACGCAGGCGAGGCGGCCCAGGCGGGCUCUGCUGCAAGUGACGCACCCCAGGCCAACCAGGCCUCAGAGCUUGGUGCACUCAGAGCACUGCAGCCGCCACCGCUCUUCCAAUUCACCUUCAUCGUGCCUUUCUUGCUCACAGUGGAGGCUGAGAUCGGCUGGCGUUUCCUGCUCAUGAACGCGCACCGGGUGGGGCCAGCCCACAGGCAGCUCCAAGUGACCGGAACCAUCCUCACUGUCCGUCUGUCCGCUGAAAACGCCAUGCAACUCCAGACCUCCAUCAUAGCCUGUGUCGACCUGCUCUCCGAGGUGGUGCGGGCCAUGCAGCACUGCUGCAUGCCUCCAGGUUUUUCUAUGCCCCAGAAAAGAAGAAGGAGCUGA
This is a messenger RNA of Elephantulus edwardii (Cape elephant shrew), 441 nucleotides long. RefSeq names its product cancer/testis antigen 1-like. NCBI's taxonomy places the organism in Eukaryota, Metazoa, Chordata, Mammalia, Macroscelidea, Macroscelididae. The transcript has a single exon. The record is from RefSeq and is a predicted model, not a curated record. Bases 1 to 441 code for a protein of 146 amino acids. Gene Ontology annotation, cellular component: EKC/KEOPS complex.